Molecule: messenger RNA, 2351 nt
Organism: Dendrobium catenatum
Lineage: Eukaryota; Viridiplantae; Streptophyta; Magnoliopsida; Asparagales; Orchidaceae
Product: transcription factor DIVARICATA
Exons: 3
Coding region: 682-1569 (295 amino acids)
Molecular function (GO): DNA binding
Source: RefSeq, a predicted model, not a curated record
AGAGAAGGAAGGUUCCAUGGCUGAGUGGCCGCUAGUCCGCUAGGGUCCAUUCAGCGUCCACCUUCUCUUCCCGUACCCUUUUAGAUCUCCAACAGUAGAAAUGGAAUAAGAACUGGAGGCUGAGACAGAGGGAGAGAGGUAUUUAGAUUCCUUACCUCUUCGAGCUUUCGUUGUACCUUUUACUUCAGCUUCAGACUUCGAGAUAAAGUUGAUGAGCCGGUGGUUCUCUGGUUCUUGGAGUUGCUUUGCACGUUAGAAGAUCUUGAACUUGUUGCAGAAGCUUCUGGAUGACAAAAUCUUUACUUUCUUCUCCGGGCAUCGCGCCUUUAAAAUCAAGCGGGUGGGCUUUCUUUGUCACUGAUUCUUCUUACUAGGCGAGUCCCGAGGGCCAGAUCUGAUUUCCAUCUGGGUUUUCUAGGGUUCCAUAUGUUGAGUGGCAUUUGAUUGUCUCUAUUAUUUUGGAAAGCGAAUUGUACUUGAAUUCUCGGCAGCUAUAGUGUCGAUUCAUUUUUUUUAUUGGUUCUGCUGAGCUUCUUACAAUCUGGUAGUCAAAGUCUCCCUAACCACUCGAAUUUUGGGGAGCUGGUUGUUUUGUCCGGAUUCUUUGAGGGAGCCAUAUAAAUUGCUAUGCAUUGAUUUACCUUGGAUUUGCUUCUCCUUCUAAACUGGCAGUGUUAUUGGAUGAUGACAAACUCGUGGAUGGAGGUUAUAUCUCCUUAUCCUUCUUAUUUAUCCAAUUCAAAAUGGAUUCUUGGCGAGAGAAAGAGCGGGAACUGGACUCAGCAGGAAAACAAGUUAUUUGAGAAUGCUCUUGCGCAUUUCGAUGAAGACAUGCCUGACAGAUGGGAGAAGGUGGCUGAGAUGAUCCCUGGUAAAACAGUCGAGGAUGUCAUGUCCCAUUACCAGGAUUUGGAAGAAGAUGUGACUUGUAUUGAAGCUGGGCUGAUUCCCUUUCCAGGCUAUAGUUCUUCAUCUUUCACUUUGGAUUGGGAAAAUGAUCAUGGCUUUGAUGGCUUGAGGCAAGCUUGUUUUGUUGGUGGGAAGAGAUUGGGAGGAAGGCUUGCAGAUCAUGAGAGGAAAAAAGGAGUCCCCUGGACUGAAGAAGAACACAAGAGAUUUUUGAUUGGUCUGAAAAAAUAUGGUAAAGGUGACUGGAGAAACAUCUCUCGUAAUUUUGUUGUUACAAGGACUCCAACACAAGUGGCUAGCCAUGCGCAGAAGUAUUUCAUCAGGCUUAACUCUGGUACCAAAGACAAGAGGAGAGCCAGCAUACACGACAUAACCACCGUCUCUCUCGAAGAUAACAGAUCUCCCUCUCCAUCCCAACCAUCAGUAGCAACUAUGCAAUCAAGCUCUGCCUCAGCUCCAGCGGCCUCAGAACAAUUCUCCAUGGUUGUUGAUUCCAAACAGCACAGUGAAGCAGCUAGUGUCUUUAGUCCAACUAAUGGUAAUCAGUUUAUUCAGUCAUCUUAUGGAAUCCUUCCAUAUGGAAUGAAACUUCAGGCUCAGAGCUCAUUUCAUAGAAAUCUCAAUGGAUCUAUUGGUGGGCAAAAUGGUGUGUUAUUUUAGAAGGCUUACAAGAAUUUCCGCCCUGGAGCAGAUAUUAUUUAGCUUAUCAUGUUUCUUUUAUCCUUUGGAUUUAGGCUUCGUUUGGGACGGCUUUCUUACUGCUUCAUAAAGCAGCUUUCUAGUACAAAAUUUAAAUUUUUGUAUUAAAAAGUUGCUUUAAUAGCAGAAAAAAAGUCGUCCCAAACGGAGCCUUACUCUCCUCUUGCCAUUCUAUAAUGAAGUAUAUUCACUUCAGAAUGUUGAAAUUUUAGUUUGAUCUGUAAAAAAAAAUCAGGUGAUUUGCUUCUAUCUAUGCCCAUGGUAUUGGCUUAGGCUGAACAAUAAAGUCUUCCAAAGUUUGGGAUCAUGGCUUAAUUAAACAUCUAGGGAACUUGAAUAUCAUUUACUUGUACAUACAACUUGCAAGCUAUAGAAAACAGAACGUGUAUUGCCUACCAAAACUGUUCAUGGGGCUUUUUGGUAGUUUUUGCUAAGGAGACUGAUUGCUUAUGCCAUUGUCACAUAAGGUCUUUUGAUUAUUUGAGGGCUAAGCUACGGAAGCUUUUAUCAAUGGAUUAGCUUUACCAUCUCUCGAUGUUCACUUGCACCUACAGGAGCAGCAGGGGUCAUCAAGCUUUCUAUAAUAAUUUCUCAAAGGUGCAGGGAAUCUAUGCCACCAUCUUGUACUAUCAUAUUGUUUGUUUAGUAUAGGAAACUGUAAGGUUUUGUGUUGGAAUAAGUAAUGUAUUGUUUGUUUCUAUGCUUGGUUCUUUGAUCACCAUAAAUAUAUUGCUUUUCUAGUA